UGUUACUAGUUCACCAACUUGCUAAAUAGCUAGCUGUUUGUUUUUAAAAUAUGAAAUGAGCUCCAAAGAACCGUAUUUACAUGAAUGUAACUAAUCUAUUUGGGGAUUAGUUUGUAUCUGCACGUCACCCUGCUUCGGUGCUGUCUUUGCCGAUCUGUGGUGGAUGUGAUUGACACAAGACGCCAUGGAGGUAGGGACAGUUGUGCUGGCAGACAUGGAGUUCCGUGGGGUGGAGUUUUCUGUGCGGGUCGAGCUUGAGGAGGAGCUGCUCCUUGUGGAAAUUACGGAUUCUGUGACCGCUGACCAGUGGAGGGGGGAGUUUGACCCUGCCUACAUUGAGGACCUCACUCGCAAGACUGGCAACUUCAAGCAGUUCCCGAUCUUCUGCAAUAUGCUGGAGUCUGCAGUUAAUAAGACCAGUGAGGCUGUGUCCCUUGACCUCUUGACCUAUGCUGACCUGGAACUUCUACGCAACCGCAAGGCAGGGGUGGUUGGCAGACCCCGCCUCCAGCCACAGUCCCCCGCCCUCAGCGCUAAGCGAUACCUCAUCCUCAUCUACACAGUGGAGUUUGACAGAAUACACUACCCCUUGCCCCUGCCUUACCAGGGCAAACCAGACCCAGCGGCCCUACAGAGAGAGAUCAGGGCCCUGAGGGCGGAGCUGAGUGCGCUCGGAGGCCAGGGAGGCCACAAACAUACCGACUCUGAGACCCGAAAACUACGUGCCGAGCUGGCCUUGGUGAGGGAGGAGAAGGAGGCCUUGGCCAAGGCUCUGGAGAGGUUGCAAGGGGCUGGAGUGGGCUGCACCCCAGCUGGAGCUGUGCGGGCGCUCCGGGACGUGGUCCAGAGGCUGGAGGAGCAGCUGCUGAGGGAGAGGGCCAAGAGCCAGCGCUCAGCUAACAAGAGGGGGCAGGAGCAGCGCCUCCUGUUGGAGCAGCUGGAGGAGCUGAAGGCAUCAGAGAGGGCCCUUCGGAUUCGCGUGAAGAGUCUGACCAAUGAGCUUGCGUCACUGCGACGAGGGACGACCCCCAUGCUGUCCGGCCGGAGCAGCUCCAGAGGGGACGUGGAGGUUCGCCGCUCGGUGUCCCGGGAGCGCGGGGUGGCGAGGGCACGCUCAGGGUCCCGGGAGAGGAUGGAGGACAGGGGCAGGAUGCUGGAGGGGCGGGGAAGGAGGGCGGACUCCUCGGGGUCUCGCCCCCGCGUCCCCAGACCCUCCCCCUCACCCACAGGAGCCCGUGGGCAGCGGUUCGACCCCACAGCCUACAUCCAGGACCGGCAGCGCAGGCAGAAAGAGGCAGAUCUGAAAAACCAAAGGAAAAUAAGGAGGGAUAUGAUGGCCUCGCCCCCUGUUUUGGAGAGGGGACGGUCCCGCUCCAGAGAGUCACGCCCCCAACAAGCCAGAAUAGGCAGUGCAGGGAGAGGGAGGAGCAUUUCUGUGGAGAGUAGGAGGAGCCGGCGAUCUUCUGACAGCUCAAUGGCUGAGCUGGAAGAGCUGGCCAAGCCCCUCCCUUCCAGAGGCAGAAAGCCCUCCUGGAGCAGCCCUGCCAUGCCCAGAGCUCGGCUCCCAGCCAAGAAGCCCCUUUGUAGCACUCCGACGCGCAGGGGGAGAGCCACAGAGAAAGAGAGCUCGUUAGAUGGGGCUGCUGACCUGUCGGAGAUCGACGCCCGGCUGCAGGCGCUGCAGGACUACAUGAGAGACCUGGACACUGGCCGUUAGAGGGACACACCUGGACCAGACGCCCCUGGGGAUGUACCUGUGCUUAGUGCCCUGCGCAGACUGAUGGCACACACACAGGGACCUGAGAUUCUUGCAGGAUCUUGCACACGCACACACACGUGCAUGCAUACGCACACAUACACAAACACAACAGGUCUCUUACAGUAUCCUGUAUACAAACAUACACGCACCCACAUACCUGCACGCAUAUAAAAGCUUGUACACACCUGCACUGGAUACCUGUUCUUACUCUCUGCUCCCUGGGGCUGCAGCAGGAAGUCAGAUCUGAACACUGUGAGACAGAGGUGGAGAGAAGGACAGGGGGCGCCAAGGAAGGGUCCAAGAGGCACAUUUGCCACACGUGUGAUUGGGAAUGGACGUUAAUUUAUUCUGUGUGUAACAGGUUUUUCA
Molecule: messenger RNA, 2128 nt
Organism: Megalops cyprinoides (Indo-Pacific tarpon)
Lineage: Eukaryota; Metazoa; Chordata; Actinopteri; Elopiformes; Megalopidae
Gene: ccdc61
Product: coiled-coil domain containing 61
Exons: 13
Coding region: 185-1717 (510 amino acids)
Cellular component (GO): centrosome
Source: RefSeq, a predicted model, not a curated record